Telopea speciosissima is the source of this 1932-nucleotide messenger RNA. Its product is annotated as solute carrier family 40 member 3, chloroplastic. Gene Ontology annotation, molecular function: iron ion transmembrane transporter activity. Gene Ontology annotation, biological process: iron ion transmembrane transport. NCBI's taxonomy places the organism in Eukaryota, Viridiplantae, Streptophyta, Magnoliopsida, Proteales, Proteaceae. The transcript has 13 exons. The record is from RefSeq and is a predicted model, not a curated record. Bases 152 to 1927 code for a protein of 591 amino acids. Gene Ontology annotation, cellular component: membrane.
CAACCCCCCCCCCCAUUGAAUCUCAGAAUCCUCAAUUCCCUAAUUUUGGUCAACUGUUCUACAGCCUUCUUGCCUAUUUCCUCCUGCAAGUCUGCAUGAGUUGGAAAGAAGAACGCAAUUGGACCUUCAAGCCUAGGUACUUGAAGCAUCCAUGGGGUUGGUUAUCUUUUCUCACUCACCAUCUUCGUCUCCCAUCGCCAUUUUUCUUCGCCAUUCUCCUUCUCCCUUACCUCGUCCUCGAAUUCGCCGUCGCCCCUCCACUAGCCGAUGGUUGAAUCGUUCUGCGGCUUCUUUCACCAGGCUGGACUGUUUUACUUCAAGGUGUUCCAUUACAAAUGCUGAUUUACAUUUCAACCACGUUGCUACAGAGGAAGAGGGGCAGGAUGAAUUUUCAUCUGUCUCAUCUGGGUGCUCAGUCCCUGUUGUUCGUCUCAAAUCAGAGAUUAUUGAGACUGAAUCAUUGAAUUUACUGGCUGAAGAGACCUAUAUGAAUGAACUAUUGACAACGUUGCCAGUUUUAUCAGAGGAGGAGCAGAAUGCUUUAGCUGCCACUCCAGCUCACCCAGCAGGAUUAUAUGCAUUAUAUGCCAGUUGCUUAGCGGGUAAUUUGGUGGAGCAGCUCUGGAAUUUUGCUUGGCCUGCUGCAGUUGCAUUGCUUCAUCCAAGCCUUCUACCUGUGGCUGUUGUGGGUUUUUUCACAAAGCUUGCAAUAUUUGUUGGGGGUCCUUUGGUUGGAAAUCUUAUGGAUCAAUUUCCUAGAGUACCUACAUAUAACUUUUUGAGUUCCAUCCAGGCAGCUGCUCAGUUGGUAUCUGUAGCAAUGAUAAUUCAAGCUCAUAGUAUUCCUCCCUCCUCAGCUUCAUCUGUGCUUCUACAACCUUGGUUUGUCUUGCUAGUGUUAGCUGGAUCUGUUGAGAGGCUUUCUGGCUUGGCCCUGGGUGUUGCCAUGGAGCGUGAUUGGGUUGUGCUGUUAGCAGGUACAAAUAGACCUAUUGCACUUGCUCAAGCAAAUGCUAUUAUCAGUCGAAUUGAUCUUCUCUGUGAGAUAGUUGGUGCAUCACUGUUUGGUUUGCUUCUUUCUAAGUAUGACACAGUUACCUGCUUGAAGCUUUCUGCUGGCCUAAUGAUAUGUGCACUGCCUGUUGUGCUCCUUCUCAUGUGGCUAACCAACAAGCUCUCUACUGGUGUCCUUGAUCGUUAUAAAUGCCCUCAAGUUUGUGGGAAAUCUUUCACUGGGGAACCACUGUCUGAUAUGGGGAAUAUAGUGGAGAUUGGUAUGGAUGCAAUUAAGAAGGGGUGGACAGAGUACAAGCAGCAGCCCGUUCUUCCUGCAAGUAUGGCUUAUGUGCUCCUCUAUUUCAAUGUUGUCCUUACUCCUGGAGGAUUAAUGACGGCGUUCUUAACACAGCAUGGUUUAAAUCCAUCAAUUAUUGGUGGGUUUAGUGGAUUAUGUGCUUUCAUGGGCGUUGCUGCAACAUUUAUUUCAGCAAAUCUGGUCAAGCGGCUAGGCAUUCUGAAGGCUGGAGCAGCUGGGUUGAUAUUCCAGGCUUCACUGCUCACUCUGGCUGUUGCUGUAUACUGGAGUGGUUCUCUUUCCCAAAAAAUGCCAUUACUUUUCUUCCUAUGUUUGAUUGUAUUAUCAAGAUUGGGCCACAUGUCAUAUGAUGUUAUUGGGGCCCAAAUUCUUCAGACUGGAAUCCCAACUUCCAAGGCAAAUCUGAUUGGAACGACGGAGAUUUCAGUGGCAAGCCUGGCAGAGUUUGUAAUGUUGGGAGUGGCUAUAAUUGCAAAUGAUGUUUCACAUUUUGGUUUUCUAGCAAUGCUCUCACUGUCAUCGGUGGUGGGGGCAGCAUGGCUGUUUUGCCGAUGGCUAUUGAAUCCAACAGAUGAACAGAGAAAGCUUUUCUCCUUUGAUCCCCAAUUUUGAUUCUU